CGGCCCAGAUGACAGCUUUGCGCGAUUCUUUCCUUCCCGAUCUGGAGAGCCCGACAAAGCCAAGUUGGUGGCAGAGCGAAUCGGCAUAGUGUCGAUAGAACAGACGACUUAAUCGUCCUUGCCAGCGUUGGUCGUGAUGGCGGCUUUAAUGCAACAUCGAUUCACCGAUACCGAGUACAAGAACUGGCUGAAAACUACCAUGACUCUGCUGUUACUGAGAACCAGGCUCGAAACGUUUCUGGAAAACGAAACCGAAACCUUUCACUCUCAGCUCGGCAAUAAAUUGAUGGGACAGAAGUGUCAGGCUCGCCCCCCGUGUAAUACGAAAAGCUGCGGACCUCAAGGCACCAAGCCUCCUCAGGUGUGUCCCGCUUGCACACAGUGGAAAGAUGAAAUCCUCUCGAACCACAGCAACAGGAAAGGGAUUAUUUACUGGAAUAACAGCCGGCCUCAUCUGUGGCCAACAGAGAAAUGGGAAGUGGCAAAGGUCUACAUGCCACGAGGAAACAAGGACCACAGCAAAGUGCAGGAUUUUGAUAUCUCUGCAUUCCUGAAUUUGAUGAAGGUCUGCACUCACUUCAAGAAGUAUGUGAAUACCAUAGCACUGGACCAGGUUACCAAUGUAAGAAACAAGAUGAUGCAUUCGGCUGAUAUGAAGGUGGCAACACAGGACAUGAUGACGCACAUGCAGAAAAUUCUGCACCUUGUUACUGAGCUGAAGAAACACGUGCCUAGCAUGUUCGAGCUGGAGACCGCAAUUAAAGAGCUGCAGGAGACUGAGCUCAACAUUCUGUUAGGGAAUGUGGAGCAGAAGCCUGACUUACCGGUGUUUGAAAGCGGCAGCCUUGUCGACACUUUACUGAGCGUACAGAAGAUCCACGACCUGGAGCAGCAGGCGCUGAAGGAGAAGAUCGAGUCCUUGGCCCUUCGUUUUGAGGAUGAGAAAAUUCUGCCCGAAAGCCAUGAGGAGCUCUGCAUGAUGAAGGAGUUCCUGGAUCAGAACAAGGACCUGCUGGUUCAGCUGGGCCCACAGGUAAAGCAGCUGAACUUCAUCUUUGAGAAAGUACACCUGCAUGACCAGCAGCUCACCGUCCUGACUGAGAAAGUGGACAACCUAGAGAAGAAGAAUGAUGAGCCUAUUUUCAGCGCUGAGGUAGUCAGGUACAAGAACCAUCUCCUGGAAAUGGCUCAGAAGAAUAGGUGGCCCCUCCCUGUGUUCACAGAACAUGCCCAUGCAAAAGGCUACACCGCGAUGGUGGAGGUGAAUGGGCAGAAAUUCGAGGGCAGACAGGUUCAUCUCAGUGUGAAGGCGGCGCACCAGGAGGUGGCAAUGUUGGCGCUGCGGGAACUGGAAAAGCAGGCACCUUCUCUGGCCUCAGGCGAAGACAGCUCUACACAACCCCCAGGACCUCUGCUGAAGCCCACCGACCAAUCAGAAACAUCCUCAACUGCAACAGCCCCGGUGUUUUUAGGAAGUGUGACUGUCACUCUGAACACAGAGGUUAUUGCUCCUGAUGAGUACAGUGAGAAGGAAGAGGCAGUUGAAGCAGCUUAUGACAAAUUAGGCUCCGUGUUUGGCCUGGAAGUCUCUUCUUCAGGCAAAUCAGCUAAGCAGAAAGUCCAGCAACAUUUCUCAGAGUCUGGUUUCACACAGCCAGAGGAGAUACUCCAGACAAGCCCUUAUGGCAAAUUCAGUUGCAAACUGAAAAUCUCUGGGCCCUUUACUUUUAAAAGUCAUGACGGUGUGAGCAAGAAGAAGCUGGUAGAGCAGCAGGCCGCCAGAGUGGCCCUCACCCGUCUGGCUGGGCUCCUCGGCUGGCACGGCGGCCCUGAGGAAAACCACAAGGGCGCACUGAAGGAGCUGCUGGAAAGCAGGCACCUGGGUGAGGCCUCGUAUCACGCAUCAGCGGAGAGCUGCGGAGGAGCUGAUGGAGUAGGAUUCGCUGCUCCUGUGAUUCUCACAGUUACCCCGCUACAGAACCUGCCGGCCCCCAGCUCACAAGACCCCGAUCCACCAGGUCAGAAGCCGGCCCAGGGGCUGGCCCAGGUGACCAACCAUGUGACAGCUGAGCCCUCCCAGGAGCUCUCGGUGUCCUCAGGAGGCCAGCUGUACUUUGCCAGUGUGACUGUGCCUGUGAAGAAAGUGUUCGACCCAGCAGAAACACACAGGAAGAAAAAGGAUGCCAUUCAGGGAGCCUACAGUAUAUUGGCAUUGUCCUUUGGUCUGACUGACACAGCCUCAGCUGCCUCUUCCAGCACAUCCAAACAGGUAGUCUUGGAUUUCUUCGCUAAAUCUGGACUAAACCCACCUGUAGAGACGUGUGAGUCUGUGGACAAACUGUUCACAUGCAAACUGGAGAUCUCUGGAAACUUUGCAUUCCAGAGUCAAGAAGGGGUUUCAAGAAAGCAGCAGGCAGAACAGGGGGCAGCUAAAGAAGCCCUGGCCAGGCUGGCAUUGGUCCUGGGGUGGGACCCUGCCUGUGCUGAUGGGAACUACAAAGGGAGACUUCAGGAGCUGCUGAUAAAGCACGGGCAGGAGAAACCCCUGUACCAGCCUGUUCCUGGACCAUGCUGUGACACUGCCUUUCCUCCUGGCACAGGCCACCAAGUCACAGCCUCAGAGAUCAGCAGUGUGAGAGAAUCUUCAGCUCAGGCCAGUGCGUCACCCAGUGACUCCGUUGCCAUGGUAACACAGCUUGACGAGCUCGAUGAGCUGCCUGCUCAAAGCAAAAUGCCCAGGAUUGAGUCUCCAGAAAUCCAAAGGCUGCUGGAGAAGUGUGGUCUGCAGCCGCCUCAGGUCACCAGCCGUGUGAGCGUGGUGAAGAUGUUUGUGUGCAAAGUGACAGUCCAUCUCGUCGGCCUUGGCAUUCAAACCCAGCAGAGCUGGAGUUCUAAGAAGGAAGCCACGAGAAAAUCAUACCUUAAACUCUGCCUAGUGCUGGGCCUCCAGGAAGCAGAAGAGAUCAAAGCGACGAUGCUUGUGAAAGAGCAUUUCAAGCAGAAUUCAUAUGAUCUCCCCACGGAAGAGUUCACUGAAACUGCAGACAAGAAGUUCAAUUGCCAGCUGAAAGUUGCUUCCUUUACAGUUUCGUGUGAAGGAAAAGGGUCUUCUGAAGACCUAGCCAAAGCCGAGGCCUCCAGGUUCACUCUCUCCCAGCUCACCCACAUUUUUGACUGGGGCCUGGCGGCCAAGGUGCCAAACGGUGAAGACUCAGUGGGCAGGCUCACCACGUUGCUACAGGAGACCCAGCAGAGUCCUCCCACUUUUCAGCUCAUUGACACCCUACACAAGGCCACUGCUCAGCUGAACUUCAACAACUUCUCCCUGGAGAGCAGUGGCCAUCGGCUUGGCUCCAAGAAACUAACACAGAAAGAAGUCAGCACUCGGCUCCUCGGGCUGCUGGGAGAGAUGUGGGAGGAAGAUGCAAGCAACAGCACCCCAGCGAGGAACCGGGUGCAGGAGUGGUUUGAUAAGAAAGGCUGGAAGUCGCUCAAGUUCGAGGACACAGCAGAAAAACAUGGUGUGAAGGUCACCUUCUCGGCCAGAUUUGACUGCUCCCACCAAGAUUGGGAGCCCAGCUGGGAGUGUGCCCAGGAGAAGCUGGGUGAGGAGCUGCAGGCUCGAUUCAAGUACUUGUUUGAAGACAGUGCUGAUCAGAUCUAAGCUGUGUUCUUUAAGCAGCAGCCUGUGCACACUGAUGCCCAGAUUAGCCAAGGAAGAGCUUACUUUACGCAGGGAUUGGCUUUGGAGCAGGCUGGUGCUGUGAAAUCUACCAAAACAUUUUUAACCUGGGGCUCGAGCUCAUGGAAUAACCUUCAUACUGGAUACCUUGCUGAGGAGGCCUGGGAUGAAGGUCGAGGGAUGGAAAAUAACCCCACACAAACUCAUGGCUGGAGACAGUUACACUGUUGAUGAACUGCCUUGAACAGUUUUUCUUCCUCUUGACUUCAAGGAAAUUGACUAAAUUUAAAACGACACUUUUUAGGCUGCUGUACACAAUGACACGGUUGUCAUCUCAAUAACGCUUAUAAAGCAAUGUGCAAAGGAAAUUAUUUUUAAAUGUAAUUUCUUUGGACUUGAUUUAUUAACAACGUGUUGCAAAUUGAUAUUUGAUGUUUGUAAUGGAAGAUGGUAUCACCUUGGGAUAAUAUUGAGAACAUUGUUUCUCAUUUUAUUUUUUGUAAUUGGCAAUUAGAUGAUGGUAAGUUAAACUCUGCAUAAUGGAUUAUUUUAUAUUAUCUAUGUCUUAGACUAUCUUAAUAUGUCUUUAUCCUGUAAUAUUGGCAGAUUGUGAUUAAAAAUCCCAGGUACUCUUACCUUUUGAAAUACACAUGCUAGAUCAGUAAUGGUGUGGAAAAAUGUAACAUUGUGAAAUAGAGAAAAUAUAAUUGCAGCAAUAUUUAACCAAAUAUCUAUUUAAAAUGACUUAAUUGAGCUAAUACUCAUUGUAUUGUCUUAAUUUUAAAUGAAUAACCCAAAAGUUGCAUUGCAUACCAAUCUCUUAACUGUUUAUAU
Molecule: messenger RNA, 4516 nt
Organism: Lepisosteus oculatus (spotted gar)
Lineage: Eukaryota; Metazoa; Chordata; Actinopteri; Semionotiformes; Lepisosteidae
Source: RefSeq, a predicted model, not a curated record